Messenger RNA from Miscanthus lutarioriparius, 681 nucleotides. Lineage: Eukaryota; Viridiplantae; Streptophyta; Magnoliopsida; Poales; Poaceae. The record is from the annotation of a GenBank genome assembly.
AUGGCGACCGAGCAAGCGGCGGAGAACUACACGGUGGAGGACCUCGUGGCCCUGAACCCCUACAACCCCGACAUCCUCAACGACCUCGAGAAGUUCGUCAACGAGCAGGUCUCGUCUCAAACAUAUAACUUGGAUGCAAAUCUCAGCCUUCUUCGCCUGUACCAGUUUGAGCCAGAAAGGAUGAGCAUACAGAUUGUGGCCCACAUACUGAUUAAGGCUCUCAUGGCAAUGCCGGCCCCUGACUUCAGUCUGUGCUUAUUCUUAAUCCCUGAACAUGUGCAAAUGGAGGAGCAAUUCAAGACAUUGAUAGUUCUUUCUCACUACCUAGAGACUGCUAGGUUCAGUCAGUUUUGGGAUGAAGCAGCAAAGAACCGCCACAUAUUGGAAGCAGUUCCAGGUUUUGAACAGGCAAUCCAAUCCUAUGCGAUUCAUGUACUUUCCUUGACAUACCAGAAAGUUCCAAGGCCUAUUCUUGCAGAGGCAAUCAACAUUGAAGGUCUCGCAUUGGACAAGUUUCUUGAGUACCAUGCCGCGAACUCAGGUUGGGUGAUUGAGAAGGGUGGGCAGUCUCAAGUGAUUGUUCUCCCGCGCAAUGAGUUCAAUCACCCAGAGCUCAAGAAGAACACAGCUGAUAUCGUUCCGUUUGAGCACGUAACACGCAUAUUCCCUGUCCUUAGCUGA